AUGUCAGGAGCCGCUGACCAUGGAACCUAUCGCAAGAAACUCUUGCUGGUUUUCGCUUUCAUUGGUUCAAUUGCGACUAUGUUGUUUUUGUUUGUGGUCCCCAAAGUUUACCUCCUAGGUGCAUUGCUUGCGGUCAUUUCAAAUACUUGCUUUGGUGCAUCUUUUGUCCUUUUGAAUUCGUUUCUGCCGGUUCUCGUCCGCCAUCACCCAUCGCUCAAGGAAAGGGAAGAGGCGAUAUCUUCAGGCGGUGAUGUGAUGAGCCCCAAUGGCGGCCCGUUGUUUUCUUCCGGAGAUAUUGACCGAACGAAUGUGGAUUACUCAACGCCGCUACUCGGAUCUAACAGGGAAACCACAAAAGCAUCUGCUGCCUCUGUCACUUCCCUCGAGCUUAGGCUUUCCACCAGCAUCUCAUCCAACGGCAUUGGUAUAGGCUAUAUCGGUGCAGUGAUUCUACAGGUGUUUUCUAUCUUAGUUGUUGUGGUCGUGCGUCCACCAACAUUCUCAUUACGCCUUGUGCUCUUCCUGAUUGGGCUAUGGUGGUUUGUUUUCACUAUCCCGGCAGCCUUGUGGCUGCGCACUCGACCUGGUCCGCCUUUGCUAGACAGUGACGGCAAACCACUCCAUUCAUGGAUCGGAUACAUGGUGUAUGCCUGGAAAUCUCUUGGAAAAACCGUGAUGCGGGCACGGCAGCUGAAAGAUAUCAUGAUCUUCCUUGCUGCCUGGUUCCUUCUUAGUGAUGGAAUUGCCACUGUCAGUGGCACUGCUGUACUGUUUGCAAAAACGCAACUGAACAUGAAGCCAGCUGCCCUGGGACUGAUCAAUGUGAUCGUCAUGCUUUCAGGGGUAUUCGGUGCGUUCUCUUGGAGCUAUGUAUCAAAUUUCUUCAACCUACAAGCCUCGCAGACAAUCAUUGCGUGUAUCCUCUUGUUUGAGCUCAUUCCACUGUAUGGUCUUCUUGGGUUUAUCCCGGCUGUGCAACGCGUGGGUCUUGGUCUUCAUCAACCUUGGGAAAUGUAUCCUUUGGGGGCGGUUUAUGGCCUUGUCAUGGGUGGACUGUCAUCAUACUGUCGAAGUUUCUUCGGGCAACUUAUCCCCCCAGGAUAUGAAGCGGCUUUUUACGCGCUUUAUGCAAUCACCGAUAAAGGGUCUAGCAUUUUUGGUCCAGCCAUUGUUGGUGCCAUUACAGAUCGUUAUGGUGAGAUUCGACCAGCGUUUGUGUUCUUGGCAGUUUUGAUUAUUGUGCCACUACCACUUAUGCUUUUAGUGGAUGUUGAUCGUGGGAAACGAGAUGCCUUGGCAUUGGGAGCUGAAUUGGAUAGCAUACAAGGAUCUGAAUAUGGGACCAUAUAUGACGAUCAAACACACCCGAUUGAAGAGUAA
Penicillium griseofulvum is the source of this 1380-nucleotide messenger RNA. RefSeq names its product putative autophagy protein Atg22 (gene atg22-1). NCBI's taxonomy places the organism in Eukaryota, Fungi, Ascomycota, Eurotiomycetes, Eurotiales, Aspergillaceae. The record is from RefSeq and is a predicted model, not a curated record. Gene Ontology annotation, biological process: amino acid transmembrane export from vacuole. The transcript has a single exon. The coding region runs from base 1 to 1380 and encodes 459 amino acids.